Molecule: messenger RNA, 414 nt
Organism: Mollisia scopiformis
Lineage: Eukaryota; Fungi; Ascomycota; Leotiomycetes; Helotiales; Mollisiaceae
Exons: 1
Coding region: 1-414 (137 amino acids)
Molecular function (GO): carbohydrate binding
Source: RefSeq, a predicted model, not a curated record
AUGUUAUUGUCUCUUACAAUUCUCGCCGCACUCGUUCGGUAUGCUGUAGCUCAAGUCGACUACUCGCAAUUCGUCAACCCUCUCAUCGGCUCAGAAGGUCCAAUUUCUGGGUAUGCUUUCGGAGGUGGUGAUAUAUUCGUUGGAGGUGCAGUACCUUUUGGGCUUGCUAAAGUGGGGAUUGAUACCUACAAGGACAAUAUCACUCUCUCAACCCUAAAUGGAGGAUAUACGCCAAUGGGCAAGGCGACUGCGUUCUCUAUGAUACACGAGUAUGUCUCUAUCUCCAUUCAAAUUUUGUUAUUCCGGCUCCCCGCGCUUUGUGGAAGAGAUAUUUCUCGGAAACUAAACUCUUUCUACAAGCUAUCAUUCUUAAUGUCUGAGAAUAGGCGGAAAGUCGUAUCUGCUUCCCAAUGA